Molecule: messenger RNA, 2310 nt
Organism: Lonchura striata (white-rumped munia)
Lineage: Eukaryota; Metazoa; Chordata; Aves; Passeriformes; Estrildidae
Source: RefSeq, a predicted model, not a curated record
GUUUGUGACUGUCAGGUCAUUUCUCUUUCUUACCUGAAAGUCUCAUUAUUGCCUUCAGUAUCAGCUAGUUGAUGAAAGCAACCGGUAACUUUUUUGAAUACAGCCUUCAAAAUGGAGAAACUGGCUAAGAAAUGGGGGGAAAAUUUACUCUUAGUUUAUAAUUAGAAGGACAAUGAAUUAGGUCUAUAAAAAUUCAUCGGCAGGAAGAGUUAUGGCCAGUGUUUCACAGAUGCUUUGUGAUUUAGCAGACCAGGUAAGCUGGGUAUCCUAAGUGCCUAGACAGGUUAGGUGCCAAAUUUCCUUUUAUCUCAGUGGAAUGAGAUCAUUCCUUUUGAAUAUUUAGGCAUUUUGAGGCAUCUAAGAAUCUUGUAAAAUCAGCUUCUAGGUCUUUAGAAGUAGUUUGCUCAUCUAAUGAGUGAAUUUGUUACCUCUUGUGUUAAAUAAACCUAUUUAGUGCUUUGAUUAUAUUACAUGAUUUGAUAAAUACACAGAAGAAGAGCAAUGCUCUUAAGGUCUCAGUUCUUACAAAACUGUUCUUUUAUGCAUUUCAAUUGAAUUUUUUAUGCAUUUCAAUUGAAUUCAGGUUGUCUAGCAAAUACAAGAGUUUCUUACCAUAUCCUCAUAUAGUUGAAACUAAAAAUAAUCUAAGUAAAUAUAUAGUCAGUAACAUAAUACAGUAAAUAUUUGUAGAUAUAGUGAAUGCUCAUGGUUAGGAAAGAUGAGUACCAAAUGCUGAGGUGAGAAUGGCAGUGAGCAUAUUUUAACUGUUAUGCCAUGAAGCAGGAGUAAACCCUUUCUUAGCAAACUAAAAGAAAAUUACAGAUGCAGAGCAGGUUCAAAACUGGUAUAUAGACUGGCUGCUGAUGUCAGUCAAGAUUUAUGUCAGACAGACCACAUGUUUUGCAGGUUCCAAGUAUGAGACCAGGCUCAAAAGGUUGCAGUUCAUAGAGAGCUAUUGCUGUACAGUUGAGACAGAAGAAAUUGUCACCUCACAUUCCUGUUUGUCACCAUAUGAUGGCCACCAUGAUAAAGACAGCUGCAGGAUUUGGGGACGCCGGGAUGCCGAUCCGUGUUGAUGAUGUGAUGACGCUGCUCAGCCACGUUGCCACGGUGAAGGGCAUGAAAGCUGCUGUCACACAUUCCGGCCGGGGAGCAAUGCUGACAGGUGCAUCAGCAUUUUUAGGGGGGAUGCUGGGAGGCCCCCCUGGAAUAGCUGUAGGAGGAGCAGUUGGUGGAUUGAUUGGAUGGAUCACUUCUGGACAGUUCAAAUCAGUCCCUCAGAUUUUAAUGGAAUUGCCUGCUGCUGAGAAGCAAAAACUCUGUGCUGAAGCCAUGGCUGUUGUCAAGAACUUAGACUGGACUGAUGCUGCUCAGCUGAUUGCUCUUGUAAUGUCCAAUUCUGCUCUCACAGAGAAGGUAUUAGGAGUGCUGACCACUUACCUUACCAAUGAGCUAAAAGCACAACUAAAAUAUGGAGAAUAAUCCUCUAGGAUUAUUACAGCAGGAUUUUUAUGCUGGAAUGCAAUUUACUCCCAAAGUUGUGAAUCUUCAACAAACAAAUGCUAUUUAUCAGUGUUAAUUAUAAAUAUAUGCUGAUCGAGGUAAACUUGGGUUUUUGGUUUCAGUGUUUGGGGUUUUUAAAAUUUUUAUCAUUAUUGUUAUAAUUUUUGUUUUAUGCGGCUUUGUAAAGAUACUAUUGGCGUACUGCAUUAACCUGAUACUGACUUGCUAUGAAAUGUUGGAUUGCUCUGCAUUAGAACUAAUUCUAAUUGCUGAAGGGAAUCAUGCUUCUCUUAGGCUAAUGCGUGACUUGUGAAAAUUUUCAAAGUCUUUUUGUUGUAUUUAGGAGACUUGAUUUUGUUUGUUCAAGUGCUUUAAUUUUUUUCCCUGUGAAUGACAUGUAAGGUGCCAAAGUAGCAGGCCAAUUUGAAGAAUUUUACCUGUUGUUUGUUUUAGCCAUGCCAAGGAAAGUUUUAUAAGGAAGUACAUUACUGUGAACUCAAAAGACUCAAUCUGUACUUUAUCACUUUUUUUUUAUAAUUCUUGAGUUUUCUAUUCAUGUAAGAAGUGAAGCAAGUACUUCAACAAGAUUUCAAGUAGCAGGAAAACAAACUGAACACUUUCAGUUCAAUUUUCACCAGGUUCCUGUGCUGUAGAAUGGGAGGGUGUGACAUUAAAAAAAUGGGGAGCUGAAUCUGCCAGUUUUCUAUGAGCCCUAGGAUUAAGGUUGUCAUUUGUGCUUUGAUUUCUGGAUUGAGUCUGUACAGCAGGUCCUCUGUUUCCAUUAAAAUGUUGAUAAGAAGCCUCACA